Sclerotinia trifoliorum is the source of this 2121-nucleotide messenger RNA. NCBI's taxonomy places the organism in Eukaryota, Fungi, Ascomycota, Leotiomycetes, Helotiales, Sclerotiniaceae. The record is from the annotation of a GenBank genome assembly.
UGAAUACCACACCUACCUACCUAGUAGCUACCUAGGUAAGGAAGGUAACCUUCUUAACUUUUUUUCGCGAGAGAAAAAUAAAAUCCUAGGUGUUUUCUUUCAUGAGAAUUUGAGAGGUUUUAUUUUUAAAGGAGAGUGGGAUUGAAGUUACACGGAUUAUUGGGCAUCUAUCGAUAUCGUGGUACUCUAUAAAAUCUUAAAAAAGAAAGGGAAGAAAGGGAGAUUUUCGUUGAGGAACUUCGAAUUCUUAAGGAACUUCGACUCUUAGGAGCCUUCCUCAAGAGCUGCCUACGUAAAUUGGUGGAUUCAACUUCGAAUCUAUCUAUUCUUUUUAUUCUUCUGUUUGGUGUCACUUCAAACACUUAUCAAGAUGGAUUUUUCAAAACCUAUGAAUAUCGUCAUUGUAAGUUAUCCUUCCCUUGAUUCCUCAUUCCAAUUCCCAUGAUAUUCCACCUCUCCGCCCCGCCAAUCCAUCUCCAUCUCUAUUCCCAUCCCCGCCGUCAAUUCAUCUUCUCCACCUCCACCUCCACCUCACCCUACCCCUACAACCCCAUACCCCAUAUCCCAUACCCCAUACCCCGUACUAAUUCUCCCCUCCUCAAAAAAGAUCGGCGGAUCCAACACAGGCCUAAUGCACGGGGUAAUGCUCUCGCACCUGCCCACCCCACACCAAAUAACAAUCCUCGAGCGCAACCCCUCAGACAUCCGACCGGAUCUCGCAGCCGGCAUAACCACCUGGCCCGAAUUCGAAGACUUCAUGAAACACCACGAUCGCGUUGAUGAAGCAUGGUCUAUUCAUUCUCCCGGCGUGCAAUUCUUAGAUAAGGAUGCAAAUGUCAAGAGGAAGAUGGAUAAACCGUUGAAGAUGACUAGUUGGAGUGUUAUUUAUCAUCGGUUGAGGAGGAAUUUUGAUGGACUGAGUAGUGAGUUUUGUGAUGGGGAGGUGCGGGGAAUAGGUGAGGAGGAUGAAGGAAUUGGAAAGGGAGAAGGAAAAGGAAAACGAGAAUUUCUAACAGGCAUGAGUGUUACUUCUCUCACCAAAGUCGAAGAUGGUGUAGAAAUCACCUAUGAAGACCUGAAAGACUCCAACAGAGAACAUAAACUCAAAGCCGAUAUGGUAAUACUUGCCGAUGGCGCAAAUUCUACUCUCCGCGCAAAAUUCUUUCCAGAUGUUAAGAGAGAAUAUGCAGGCUAUGUAGCAUUCCGGGGUACCGUUCCCGAGUCUGAGGUUUCGGCCGAGACGAAGAGUAUUUUCGAUCCGAAUUUAACGUAUUUUUCUUACAAAGGUGGAUAUAUUCUUCUGUAAGUGAAUUCUCACAUUUUUUCCUCAUAUCAGGAACAUCAAGCCAAUAAAAUAUAGAUACAUAAUUCCCAGCUCAAGCGGCUCCUUAGCCCACGGCGACCGCCGCUACAACUGGGUAUGGUACCACCCGGUAUCCUCCUCCACCCCCUCCUUCAACGACCUCAUGACCGACACAAUGGGCGUUCAACACCGCACCACUCUCCCAGCGGGUCUCAUGAACCCCACAGCCUGGAGCCCCUACCUCACACUCUCCCAAUCCGUCAUGACAGCACCAUUCGCAGAAGUAAUAUCCAAAACUCCCUCACCCUUCAUAACAGCCAUUAACGACUCCACACUCCCUCAAGCUCUCAUCCCAGGAUUCGAUAACAGAGUCUUAAUCACUGGAGAGGCGCUCAAUCUCAUGAGACCGCAUAUGGCAUUGAGUACGACGCAGAGUGCUAUGCAGGCGCUUUUGUUGGAGAGGGUUUUUAAAGGGGAGAUGGGAUUGCAGGAAUGGGAGAAGAGGGUUUUGAAGUGGGGACGUUUGGGACAGUGUAAGACUAAUGCGUUUGGGUUGUGGAAUUUGAGGGGGUUAGGGGCGGCUUUGCCUUGGGUUUUGAGGUUGGUGGGGGUUUUGGUGGGAGUUUUGUGAUGGCUUUGUGGUGUGCCGGGGGAGGGGAGUGUAACGAUCUGGUCGAGGCAGCGGCUGCCUGAGGUUCGUAUGGUUGGUAGUUGUGGGUUAAGGCUAUUAAUCACUGGUUAUUCACUUGAAAGUGAAUUCGUUAUUAGAUCAAGUAGAAUAUAGAAAAACUAAUUGAUAACUAAGUUGAGUAUGAAGU